GUGCUUGACAUUUCGGACACUGAAAUACGGGAGCUACCUGAUGAAAUUAGGAUGUUAAAGAAGCUGGAAAUUAUAGAUGCACGUGGUUCUGAUUUGAGAGGUAACAUUCCAAGUUGCAUUGGGAGAUUAUGAUGUUUGAGAUACUUAAGCAGCUUUUAUUCUACAAGAAUUCGAAGCCUACCAACAAGCAUUCAUACCCUUGACUUAAGAGACUGCUUUAAUCUCGAAGCACUGCCAGAGCUUCCCUCGAGUUUACAAGUUCUGCUGUAGAGUUGCGGAGUUUUCAUGUUACCCCUAAUCUUGCAAAUCUGGUUAAUCUACAAGUCCUGCGGUGUUAUCAGAUUCCUGACUACAUGAAUCAGAUAAUUUUCAGUGAUAUUGUUAAAUUAUCCAAAUUGCAGAGGUUGGACUUUGGAUGUAGCAACAAGAAAGGGAUUGAUGCCCUUUCUCAGCUCAAAUUCCUCAAUCAACGCGAAGGACUUCAAUGUAUAUUGGGUAUACCUCCCAAUGUGGUUGUUGGUGGUCUGUCAUUGAAAAGACUACCAAAUCUGUCAAAUCUGAAGCUCUUGUCGGAAUUGCAGCUUUCUGGGUGCGAUAAGCUGACAAAGAUUCAAGGGCUUGGGAAACUACAAUUAUUGACGAGUUUGAGAAUAGAAUAUUGCUUUAAACUGACAAAGAUUGAAUUACUUGGAAAUCUAGAAUUACUAGAAAGUUUGACAAUACAUGAGUGCGAUAAGCUGACAGAGAUUCAAGGACUUGGAAAUCUAGUAUCGCUGGCAAGUUUUUGUAUGCUUAGGUGCUUUAAAAUAGUUGAACUUGAUCUGCGCGAAUGUUUGGCACCUCUAGCAUCCUUAGAUAUGAGUGGGUACAAACAGCCUGAAAAUAAACCAGAUCGGUUCAACUUAAACAAGUUAAAAAGAUUUGAAGUUGCUACUUGCUGGGAUCUCAAUAAAAUCGAAGGACUACAUUUAUUGGUAUCAUUGGAAUGUUUGUAUUUGUCGGGUUGCUGGGAUCUAUCAAACUUGAAAAUGUUGCACCCUGAAAAUAAAUCAGAUCGGUCCAACUUAAACAAGUUAAAAAAAUUUGAAGUUAUUGCUUGCGAGAAUCUCAAUAAGAUCGAAGGACUACAUAUAUUGGUAUCAUUGGAAUAUUUGAAUUUGUCGUAUUGCUCAUCCAUGGUAAGAAUGCCGAAUCUAUCAAACUUGAAAAUGUUGAGACACUUGCGGCUCUAUAAGUGCAUGAGCUUACGUGAGAUUGAGGGCCUUGAGGCUUUGGAAGCCUUGGAGGAACUGGACAUCAGGUGGUGGUCAUCGCUGGAAAAAGUACUGCAUCUGCCAAACACACAUAUUAUUUCUGGUGAUUAUGAUGAAGAUUCUGAUGAUUCUGAUGAAGAUUUCCAUUGAGCCUGGUUUGGUUCCCCUUCUUGUUCGACAGAUUGUAUGCAGUAGCAUGUUUUUCCACUGCUCAGAUUAUUCCAUCAUUGUGGCUUUCCUUUCCUUGAUUACUUGCUCAUUAUCUUUUCUUUUUAUUUAUCAAUUCAGGUUCUCAUAUAGGAAAUUAAGUUGGGUGGAAUAAUCAAACAUUGGUGAAGAGCAUAGUAUCAAAAGAAUACUCCUAGUAAGAAAGGUACUCUAUUGGUAUGUCCCUGUUCAUAUAUGGUUUGAGAAUGAAGCUUAAUGAUGGCUUUGCUUUCAUUGGUGAUAAAGGUGAGCUUCUUUCUUGUAUUGCAGAUCAGAAAUUAACGGAGUCUGAAGCAGACAAGUGAGGUGAGGACGUACAAAAAGAGGUAUAAGGUGAAUCCACAAGCAUUAUGAAAGAAAUGGUAGCUUACAUUAUGGAACACGGAUGGCAACAAGCUUGUCAAAAGGGCUGUGAAGAAUAAUUUUCAGAUGU
Cornus florida is the source of this 1893-nucleotide messenger RNA. RefSeq lists its product as uncharacterized. NCBI's taxonomy places the organism in Eukaryota, Viridiplantae, Streptophyta, Magnoliopsida, Cornales, Cornaceae. The coding region runs from base 354 to 1403 and encodes 349 amino acids. The record is from RefSeq and is a predicted model, not a curated record. The transcript has 3 exons.